AUGGAUCCUCUUACCAUAUCCUCUGGUGUCUUCCGCAUCCUCACGGGCGCCCUCGACUCCAGCAAGUCUCUACAUGAUACCGUUCAGUCUUUUCGAAACCAUGAGCGGACAAUACGCGAGCUCCGCUCUGAGCUUGAGUCGCUUAUACAGGUCCUCGAGUCUCUCAGAGGCGUAGUCACAUCCGAUGAGGGCCCAGUGGUGUCGAUGCUCAAGAACCCAGUACUCCGCUGCCACCAAAUCUGUCAAGAUUUCAAGGCCGUCAUUCUGAAAUGCACCAGGCAUUCCUCCGGUGGCUCGCGUACAAGCUUCCGCGACUGGACCCGGAUCAGAUACAUGGGCGGCGAUGUCAGAGACUUCAAGGAUAUGCUGGCUGGCUACAAAGCCACCAUUGCGGUAGCUCUCGGGAGCCUCAACAUGCAAACUGCGCAGGUCACUCGCGAAGCAAUGGAUCAGCACAACGAGAUGAUCCAGGAAACAACAGCCGAUCUCGAAGCGCAUCUGCGUGACAUUGACCAAAAGCUUGCCGGCAUUGCGAGCCUCCUCCGACAGGAACAGGACCCCGACGCUACUGCUGCUGCUGCUGCCGAUGAAAGCAGCAGCACAGCGCAGAUGGAAGAGGAGAGACGGAGAAGCGUCCAGCAAUGCCUCGCCAUAUGCGAGAGCGCGAUAGCCCACCUGCAAAGCCUGCAAAACGAUCUUCCACCGCAGCAGCAGCAGCAGCAGCGCGAUCAGGCAGAAGAGGAAUUUUGUGCCAACAAGACCGCCCUGGCUCUCAGUGAUGCCAGGGGCAGAAUACUUGUCACGAUGACCGAGCUGCAGAAACAGCUCGCAGCAGCAACCCCAGUAAAGCCGCCGCCGCGCAACACCGAGGUCAUCUCACUCCUACCACAGCAGCAGCAGCAGCAGCAGCAGCAACAGCUGGAAGAAGAUCGAACCCAACUACUCAAGGAACUCGUCACAGCCAGACAGUGCCUCCAAGUCUGCAACCUGGCCGCCGCCGCACAGGCAUCCCGGCGAGGACUGCACGUCUUUGACGACGUCUCCGCCCAAGAGGAUAGCCAGCAAGUCAUCGUCACGACCGCCGGUGACUUGAUCAAUGCCAAGAACGUCAGAGCCGGAAACUCCUCGACCCAAUGGCUAGGCUCCAUGACGGACGCCUCGCUGCAGCAGCUCUGCGCCGCCCGCACCGCUUCGUUUUCGUACUCGCCCUCGCCUGCAAAUGAAAACGGUUCUUCGUCUGGUGGGAGCAAGUACGGGCUUGGAUAUAAGUUACAAGAAAGGGAUACUCUAGGCAUCAAGAGUAUGAAUGUCGGCAGUAGUUUGCAAAAUAGGUAG
Trichoderma citrinoviride is the source of this 1335-nucleotide messenger RNA. RefSeq lists its product as hypothetical. Lineage: Eukaryota; Fungi; Ascomycota; Sordariomycetes; Hypocreales; Hypocreaceae. The transcript is spliced from 2 exons. Bases 1 to 1335 code for a protein of 444 amino acids. The record is from RefSeq and is a predicted model, not a curated record.